AUGAAGUACUGUCUCAUCUUCACUCUCCUGGGUGCAGCGGGAGCCAUUCUGGUCAAAGAGUCUAAAAAUGAAGAGUCGAGCCACCCGGAAGAUUUGACUGUUCCUUACUUGGUCUAUUUGCAGUCCAGCCCAGAACCCUGCGUGGGGUCUCUCAUUUACCCCGAGUGGGUCCUGACAGCUGCUCACUGCCCCUUACCUGUUAAAAUUCGACUGGGAGUUUUUCAACCCAGCAUCACAAGUACCAAAGAGCAGGAACGGAAUUACUCGUUGACCGUGCCCUACCCUGAAUUCAAUGCGCACACGCUGGAAAAUGACCUGAUGAUGGUAAAACUGUCCGAGGCUGCUGUACUCAACCGCUACGUGGGAACCAUAGCCAUAGCUCUGGAACCUUUGGCACUUAAUGAUUCCUGCUUUAUCCCAACUUGGAGGUGGAAUGUAUAUAAAAACUUGACUGACCCUGAUAUCCUCACUUGGACAAACCAGUAUUCUCUUCCCUCCCAUGAGUGCCGGGGCAUGAUAACCCAAAGAACGACAGUCAACAUGAUGUGUAUGGGACAACCUCUGAACAACGUAUAUAAAAUUAAGGAAGUUGCAGCUGCUCCAGCCAUCUGUGCUGGGAGGCUGCAUGGAAUCUUGUCCUGGGCCAAAGGCAGUGUCACCCUGGGAGGUGAAGGAUUCUACACAGAAAUUCACCCCUAUGCCAGAUGGAUCCUAAAAAUCGUUAAGAGUCACUGA
This is a messenger RNA of Pteronotus mesoamericanus, 735 nucleotides long. RefSeq names its product serine protease 58-like. Gene Ontology annotation, molecular function: serine-type endopeptidase activity. Lineage: Eukaryota; Metazoa; Chordata; Mammalia; Chiroptera; Mormoopidae. Gene Ontology annotation, cellular component: secretory granule. The transcript is spliced from 5 exons. The record is from RefSeq and is a predicted model, not a curated record. The coding region runs from base 1 to 735 and encodes 244 amino acids. Gene Ontology annotation, biological process: proteolysis.